AUGCUGCGCAACUUACUUCAGCCGUCAUGCAAAAAUUUACAGGUAAUAAUAGUAAGGCAUGUACAAAAGAAGUUUCCUAAAGUAGACAAAAAAUUUCAAGCUGAAGCAGAGUCCCUGGCUGCAAGAGGAUUUCUCCGCCCCACAAAAGGGUGGGACCCACCAGCAAAUAUAGAGGAGACAAUCGCAAAAAUUUGCACCAGCCAUGGUUUAAAACCGAACUCAACAUUCGAUGCUUUAGAAAAAAAAUAUGCAGUCUUGAAGGCAUGUUUUGAGGAGACUGGAUAUGAUGUACCUAACUCACGUUUGCAUUCAAUUGAAAGUGUUGACGACCUGCAAGACUUCUACAGCACUCCAGUGGACAAAGCUACACCAUUUGAAGCUCUGAAAAGAAUGGAUCUCCCAAAGAACUUGCAUGUUCAGCCUGAUGUUGUAAGAUUCCACCCUGAAAAAGAUACCAAGUUUGGCGGCCUGUCAGCAUUCCCCAAGAGCUCCACUAUAGUCUCAGGGUUGAAGACAAAAAAGAAAUAUGAAGGAUAUGAGGCCAAGCGAUCUUGGCCGUGA
Molecule: messenger RNA, 561 nt
Organism: Arctia plantaginis
Lineage: Eukaryota; Metazoa; Arthropoda; Insecta; Lepidoptera; Erebidae
Source: the annotation of a GenBank genome assembly